AUGCCUGCUGCUACAACAUUGCCAAUUGCGCCAGGAGGAAUCAAGUCCUACUACCAGGCGAAGAUUGAAGCUGCCGAGAUCUUGAUCAACCAGAAAACCCAGAAUUUACGACGAUUGGAGGCUCAGCGGAAUGCUCUAAAUGCACGAGUAAGACUGCUAAGAGAAGAACUUCAACUGCUACAUGAACCUGGAAGUUAUGUUGGCGAAGUCGUGAAGGUGAUGGGCAAGACGAAAGUGUUGGUCAAGGUUCAACCAGAGGGCAAAUAUAUCGUGGAUGUCGAUCCUGAGAUAGACGUCAACCAACUGAAGGCGACUCUCCGCGUGGCCCUUCGUUCUGAUUCCUACACACUACAUAAAGUCCUUCCUAACAAAGUCGACCCUCUUGUCUCGCUCAUGAUGGUUGAGAAAGUUCCCGACAGCACCUACGAAAUGGUUGGCGGUCUCGACAAACAAAUCAAAGAGAUCAAGGAAGUCAUUGAGCUACCCGUCAAGCACCCCGAACUCUUCGAAGCUCUCGGUAUCGCACAACCAAAAGGCGUCCUACUCUACGGUCCUCCUGGGACAGGAAAGACACUACUGGCUCGUGCUGUUGCCCACCACACCGAUUGUAAGUUCAUCAGGGUCAGCGGAAGCGAGUUGGUGCAGAAGUAUAUCGGGGAGGGCAGUCGAAUGGUGCGGGAACUGUUCGUGAUGGCCCGAGAGCAUGCGCCGAGUAUCAUCUUCAUGGAUGAAAUCGACUCCAUUGGAAGCUCGAGAGGAGAGAGUGGGAGUGGCGGCGGUGACUCCGAGGUACAACGGACAAUGUUGGAAUUGUUGAACCAGUUGGACGGUUUCGAGUCCACUAAGAACAUCAAAGUAAUCAUGGCCACGAAUCGUAUUGAUAUCCUUGAUUCCGCCCUGCUACGUCCCGGACGCAUCGACCGAAAGAUUGAAUUUCCUCCACCUGGCCCAGAAGCUCGCGUUUCAAUUUUGCGCAUCCAUUCUCGCAAGAUGUCCCUCCAACGAGGAAUCAACUUACGAGCGCUUGCAGAAAAGAUGGGCCAAUGCUCGGGUGCCGAGGUCCGCGGUAUUUGCACCGAAGCAGGCAUGUAUGCGCUCCGCGAGCGGAGACAGCAUGUCACACAAGAGGACUUUGAGUUUGCAGUGGCUAAGGUUUUGAAAAAGAACCAGGAAGGAAACACCUCGGUCAACAAGCUCUUUUCGUAG
Messenger RNA from Cyclocybe aegerita, 1206 nucleotides. The record is from the annotation of a GenBank genome assembly. NCBI's taxonomy places the organism in Eukaryota, Fungi, Basidiomycota, Agaricomycetes, Agaricales, Hemipholiotaceae.